This is a messenger RNA of Carcharodon carcharias (great white shark), 1625 nucleotides long. Its product is annotated as suppressor APC domain-containing protein 2-like. The transcript has 6 exons. The record is from RefSeq and is a predicted model, not a curated record. The coding region runs from base 195 to 1223 and encodes 342 amino acids. Lineage: Eukaryota; Metazoa; Chordata; Chondrichthyes; Lamniformes; Lamnidae.
GCUCUGUAGCUGCACACACACACACACCCCCACACCCAGUUACGCUUUCCCUGCCUCUCCGCUCAGGAUUUAUUGCCCUCUCCACCACCCACCCCCCCCGACCCCGGGAGCAGAACCAGGAGUUGUUGUCCGAUGUGAGCCGGCUGUGGGCUCCCCCUCUCCCUGGGCUUGAGUCACUGGGCUGUGCGGCUGCGAUGAGCCGGCCGGAGCUGCCCCAGCCCCAGCCCCGGGAGCGGGAGCGCUGCCUGCCCCGCGCCUUCCUGCUCAGCCUGCGGACCCUCUUCGACAUCCUGGACCAGGAGGGUCGGGGCUCGGUGGACCUGCGGGAGAUCGAGAGCCGCUGGCGGGGGGAAGGCAGCCGGGAGCCGGCGCUGCCGCCCGGCCUCAUGCCUUGCCUCCGCCGAGUGGCAGCGCCCAGCGGCCAGCUCACCUUCCCCCGCCUGUUGGCCGGCAUCAGGACGGCGCUGCAGCAAGAGACCGAGAGCCCGGGUCCGGGAGGCGGGCAGGAGCAGCGGCCAGCCCUGGGCACCUCCCAGCACAGAGACCCGGCGGGGAAAGGGGCCGAGAGACUGGCGACAGACAACAGGACGUGGGCGAAAGACCACGAGGGCACGGGAAUCAGCCGCUCCCAGAGCAUUGCCACCUCCAUUGCCCGGGGUGCCCUGCACAGGAGCUGCCAGGGCCGUAACGAACCCAGGCGGCACACCAUAGCCAACGGCAUUGACUAUGACAUGUUGAAGCAGAUGAAGGAGCUGGAGCGUGAGCGUGAUGCCCUCUUGCAUGGGCUGGAGGUGGUUGAGCGGGCACGGGACUGGUACCAUCAGCAGAUCCACGCUGUGCACCAGAGGCAGAAGCAUGUCAGGCAGGGCUACGGAAACAAAGAUUACUUCACUGAUCCGCACCAGAAUCGAGCCUACCUUCUAUUGGCUAAGAUCCAGGAAGUGAACUGCUGCCUCAGCGACCUCAUUUCCUCCUCCGGAAAGCUGCCAUUCGUUCACCACCACACCAAUGGCUUUGGAUCCCCCCUGAAGGUGAUGGGGUUCCAAAGGCAGCCAAUCAGCUCGUUGAAAGAACAGAACCAUCUGUUAACCAAGGAGCUGUCCAUGAAGAGUGAACGCAUCACCAUCUUAGAGCAGGAGAAGACUUCUCUGAUCAAGCAGCUGAUUGAGGCCCGAGAACAAGGCCAUCUGAAUGCCAGCUCCAAGGACCCGAGCAUCACCUAGCCUGCUGGUGUCCUGUCACUGCCUGGCUCUUUACUGGGGAAGAACAGAGGCUUUAUAAAGACUUCCUUUGCCCCGGACCUCCUGCAGACAAGAUCACGCAAGCCUUGUUCCCGGUCACAAAUAGGACAGCGCUUCGACAUUCCAGCAUUCCACGGUUCUGGAGAUUGGAUGGAAGUUUGCUCAGUUCUACCCCAUUUGGAAUGAGGAAAUUGAGCAAAAUAUGGGACCGCAAGCAAGCACCGAACCGUUGGGAUGAGCUCAAGCAAUAUUCUUCUUUUACAGGGAUCUGAUUUAAAAAAUGGACCUUUGACAUUGCUUCUCAACUUUGACCUUUGAAAGGUCAGGCCAGGUCCAGCUUAUAUGCAAUAACUCUUUUUUGUUUAAUCAGGACGCCGAUCUAUU